Messenger RNA from Pristis pectinata (smalltooth sawfish), 3768 nucleotides. RefSeq names its product arginyl-tRNA synthetase 2, mitochondrial (gene rars2). The coding region runs from base 158 to 1894 and encodes 578 amino acids. The record is from RefSeq and is a predicted model, not a curated record. The transcript has 21 exons. Gene Ontology annotation, biological process: arginyl-tRNA aminoacylation; mitochondrial translation. Gene Ontology annotation, molecular function: arginine-tRNA ligase activity; ATP binding. NCBI's taxonomy places the organism in Eukaryota, Metazoa, Chordata, Chondrichthyes, Rhinopristiformes, Pristidae. Gene Ontology annotation, cellular component: cytoplasm; mitochondrion.
GGAGGUGGAAGGUCAGAGGUCGGGGUGUGGGUUUCGCCUGGGUGCUGGGAACUGCCAGGAGCUCUGAGUUCGCAGGCUCCCAGCAUUGAGGAGAGUGCACAGGACAAAGACGGGCUGCACUGCAUUCCUGAACUUCAAUGCACGGGCGAAUGAUGCCAUGGCUUGCCUUUUCCGAAGGUCCAUAGCAGCGCAGCUUUCCAGAGUUCUUGGAAUAACAACAGAGAAGCUUAUUCCAGUGGUGUCUGCAGUUCCUGUCUCCAAAAAACAACAGACUCUAGAUUUCCGGGUAUCGGUGAACUCUCUGCUGGCGAAUGGCUAUUUAAAAUUAGGAUCGACUGUUCAGAAUCAAGCAAAGGAACUGUCUGAGAAGUUAACUUGUGAUGAUGUGAUUACUGAGAUUGCUGUUGGACAAGGAAGCAUUAAUUUCAAAGUGAACCGAACCCUACUUGCUGAGAUUGUUAUGCAAGAAGUCUUUAAGAAGGGUUCAAAAUAUGGAAUAGUGAGUGAACUCUUCAGUGGUUACCCCUGUGGGCGAGUUAUAGUGGAGUUUAGUUCACCAAAUAUUGCGAAAAAAUUUCAUGCAGGGCAUUUGCGUUCCACAAUUAUAGGUAACUUCAUAGCUAACCUAAAGCAAGCUUUGGGAAACGAUGUGAUCAGGAUCAACUACCUCGGUGAUUGGGGCUUCCAGUUUGGGUUACUAGGAGCAGGAUUUCAGCUGUUUGGUUCAGAAGAAAAGCUCAAUGCAAAUCCCUUGCAGCACCUUUUUGAGGUUUACGUUGAAGUGAACAGAUUAGCAGAGGACUGUGAAGACAUUCAAAAAGCAGCACAAGAAUUUUUCAGAAGUCUGGAACAUGGGGAUAAACAGACCUUGGCUUUAUGGGAGCACUUUAGGGCUAUAAGCAUUGAAGAGUAUGAGAAAAUUUAUCAGCGGCUUGGUGUGCAUUUUGAUGAGUACUCUGGGGAAUCCUUGUACCAAGUUAAAGCACAAGAACUCCUACAGUGGAUUGAUCAGAGAGGACUGCUCAAGAAAACAAAGCAAGGAGUUGGAGUGGUCGAUCUUUCACCAACAGGUGAUCUCUCCAUUUAUGCCAAAAUAGUCCGAAGUGAUGGGACAUCCCUCUACUUGACCAGGGAUAUUGCAGCUGCAGCAGAUCGAAUGGAGAAAUACAACUUUGACAAAAUGAUUUAUGUGACAGAUAAAGAACAGCGCACACAUUUUCAGCAAAUGUUUGAAGUACUGAAAAUCCUGGGCUUUAACUGGACGGAACGGUGUCAGCAUGUACCCUUUGGGUUAGUGAAAGGAAUGAAGACUCGGAAAGGAGAUGUUGUUUUUCUGGAAGAUGUUCUGAAUGAAGCACGCUCCAGAAUGCUGCAAAACAUGGCUGCCUCUAAGACAACAAAAGAACUAGAAGACCCUGAGAGUACAGCGGAGAAAGUGGGUGUUGCUGCACUUAUUGUUCAGGAUUUCAAAGGUCCCCUUAUGUCUGAUUAUGAAUUCGACUGGGAUCGUGUACUCCAAAGCCAGGGAGAUACUGGAGUGUACCUGCAAUACACUCAUGCCAGGCUACAUAGCUUACAGAGGCAGUGUGAAAAUGGAGAAAUGAUGCAGUUCAACCCAACAUAUUUACAAGAUCCUCAGGCAAUUGCUUUACUACAGCAUCUCCUCAGGUACGAUGAAGUUCUUUAUCAAGUUUCAGAAGAUCUCCAACCCAGACAUCUUGUUAACUACCUGAUAAUGUUGAGUCGUCUUGCUUCUAUAGCUCACAGGACUCUGCAUAUUAAGGGCAGUUUACCAGAAGUAGCAAAGGCACGGCUUCUACUCUUCAAGGGAAUCUCUUCUGUGCUUGCCAAUGGAAUGAAGCUCCUUGGUAUAACUCCAGUGGAGAAGAUGUGAUUAAACUUGUAUUUGGGACAAUGUCAUUAGAUGACUUGGCAAAACUUGGGACCACACUGUGGCAAGGCUGCAUUCAAUAAAACAAAUCCUAUUUGCUCAAGAGGCUUGGCAUCAUUGAAAGAGCUGACAUGAUAAACUUCUUACUUACUUAACUGCAAACCAAACAGCAACACGGAUGCUGCUGUGGAAAUUACAAUUGCUGCUGCUGCUGAAAAUCCCUUCAUGAUGUUAUCGGUGUAUUUCACAACAACAGAAGUAUACAACCCUCCAAGACUUGCUAAUACUGUGGAGAUGAAAGAAAAGCUGUGUCAAUUGAAAGUGAUACAACAUUAUACAGUUAACUGGAAGAAUCAAUGUACUUGUAGCCUACUUUAAAAAUAUUAAGCCAAGAUCGUGGGCAACGGUGACACUUACAGCCCACAUCUGAAUACCCUGUGAAGAUGGUUGGAAGGUUCUUCUACAACCACUUAUAGCCCUUGCAUUGAUGCACUUUCCUGAUAACAUUAGCCAGGUCAUGGCAGGAUUUUUAACCUAACCACAAUGAAGCAAGUGUUAAAUGUCUAAGACAAGGGUGGUUAUGACUUGAAGAACUAGGGAGAUGAUGGUCUGCCCUAUCAUCUUGCUGACCUCAUCUUCACUUAUGGUCAAGAUCAUGAAAAUAGAUGAAGUUAACCUAGGUUAGUACAUUAUUCUAUAAAUAAUGAAUACUAUACUGGUGGUGGAGGGAUUAAAUACUGAAUUCUGGGUACAAAUCAGGGAGAUGGCCAAUCCACAGAUUAGAUUCAUACUCAUUCCAUUGGUGUAUGCUGUAAACCCAAGUAAGCCAUUAAAUUGACCGGGUUAUAGAUCAAUAUGGUUCUAUUGGAUUGAAUCAUCCUCUGUCUGGCCCACUGCCAUACCUGAUGCAUCCACCCACACUAGCCUGAGCCAAAUAUGGUCCACUGGCUAAGUUGACCCAGAAGGGUAAACUUCUGAACCCCAGCUUGUUUCCAACUUUUGAGUUUUAACAUGCAGAUGUGGGAAUCCGAAACGAGCAGAAGAGAGGGUGGAGGACUGCCAGAUAUCUGUGAAACAACUGGCUAAAAGCAAGUACAAUCGAGCUCAAAGAAAAAAUAAUCUGCCCCUGAUUAAUACUAUGCACUAGUUACAUAUACCUUCUGGGUAUGUAGGAUUGCUACAGCAUCGAUGAGGAAGACAGUAAUUGCCAUAGAUUUGAUUUAAAAAUCAGAUUUACAACCUCUUCUGGGUAACCAGAGACUACAGGUCAUAUUGCAAUGUGUUCAGUUCCAGGAGUUCCCACAGACAUUUUUCAAUCCUGGUGAAAAGUCAAUUGUUGGGAAGGAUACCUGACCUCCAGAUUACUCAAAUGAUGCUGACUCCAUAAGUUUAGCAUGACUGGAGUAAAACUGUUAGCACACAGUGUUCCUGAAUCCAAUUUUCAAUGUUACUGUUGGAAGAUCUUAAGAUUAUCUAAAUUUUCCAUGCAUCUAGUCUUUCACAAAUUUAGUUCACUUUUCAAAAUGGAGAUUGGUACAUCAAUGGAGAAAAUAAUGGAAUUACUGCUUUUGUUUCAACUCUAAUUCUACAUAAUGUGUGUCAACAGUCAUGUGGAAAAGUUGGUCAUCGGUUGUAGUUGUACAGAGGGAAGUUGAUGUGGAAUUAAAGGGGACAGCAAAAAAGCUUCAGACAAAAUUUACCCUUCGAAAAGGAUACAAAAUUCUCGUUUUUUUUUUAAAGCCAAUCAAGUUUUUUUCACAAAUUCCCCAUUUUCUUAUUGGGGCAAAUUAAGACUGCUUAGAGGUUCCUAAUUUUGUCAUUUACUUUAUUAUAAAUGCAGUAGACUUCCUUGUGUACAUAUAUGAAAAUCAUUAUGA